CCCUAUACGAAUCUGAUCUAGUUUAAUCUCUUUAAUUGCAAACGUGUUUCAGAAAUGGUUGUGGACGAAAAAAUUACGGAUUUAAAUAACGAAAAUGAAGUGCAGGAUACAAUGGUAUCGAAAGAAAAGAAAACAUAUUCUUUAGAAAUUCUAAAAAUUAUUAAAGAAGCUCAACAACAACAUGGACUGAGACAUGGUGAUUAUCAAAGAUACAGAGGUUACUGUUCAAGGAGACUUAGACGUUUGCGUAAAGUUCUUAAAGUUCCGCAAGGUGAUAGACGUCACUUUAAAAGAAAAGAUAUUACAGGAGCAAUGGUUAGCGAUGACAAAUUUCUACAAGUUCCGUUAAUGCUCUCUGAGCGUGCUUGGAGUUAUGCAAUGCAGUUAAGACAAGAAUCCAAUACAGAACUACGGAAGAAGUUCCAUUUAGUAUCAAGAUUAAGAAAAGCUGCUAUGUAUUCUUUACAAUUGCAAGAAUUGAUAGAAAAUAUAAACAGCGAUGCUCGUACUAAACUAGAAGCACAAGCAUAUGUAGCUUGGAUGCAUGGAUCAUUGCAUUUUGAAUUGCAGUUAUGGAAAGGUGCAAUGGAAAAUUUACAAAAAGCUCAAGUGGUUUAUGGAAAACUAGCUUCUGCUUUGUCAGAAAAUGAACGAUUGAUGUACAAUGCACGCGUUGAAGAACUUGCACCAAGUCUUAGAUAUUGUGCCUAUAACAUAGGAGAUACUACUGCCAUUGAUGAUCUUAUGCAGAUGAGAGGACAAUUAAGCGGAGAGCUAUUAGCUGGAUUAGAUUCAUUGAUUGCUCAAACACGUGAAAAGCAAGCAAAUACUGAAGAAGUUACAUGGCGUGGUAAAUCAUGUGGUAUUGUGCCUCCCAGAGCUGCUGGCUUACUGAUAGCAGAUUCUAGAUUGAAUCAAACAUUGGAAAAGACAGCAACUAAUCAAGCUAAGAUUGAUCUUUUAGAAGCACAUCUUAUAGAUUGCAAAGAUGCAAUUGUAGCUGUGCGAGAUUUCUUUAAAAAUGAAUUAAAAAACAAAGAUAAUGACAAAGUAUCUCCAUCUCAACAUUUAGUUACCUAUUUACAAUAUAUCCGAUUAUCUCGUACAUUAGAACGUAAUUUAGCACUAGUAAAAGUAGCUGAAGAAUCUGAGAAGGCUAAACCUCAGGAUAUUGUAAGAUUGUAUGAAGCUGCAUUGCACAAUCUAGUUGAAAUAUCACAAUUACAAGAUGAUAAAGAAUUUGCACUCGAACAAGAAGCUAAAACUAAAGCUUACAGAGCUUUUAGAUGUUUUUAUAUGGCACAAUCUCUAGCUAAUCUUCAUCGGUGGCGUGAAGCAAUGGCAUUAUAUCAGCGAUCUUUACAACAUGUAAAAGAUGCUCUUCAACAUAUCAAUAUCUUACCCAUUGAUUUAAAAGAAGCUUUGAAUAAGUUAGAAACAUCAAUUGAAGGUGCUCAAUAUGCUGCUCAUGCUCAUAGUGUUUUGGAGGAUGGUCAAGAUGAAGAAUCAGGGACAAAUAAAUUCACGAAAAGCAAGAAACCAUUAUAUGAACGGCUUCAUGAAUACAGAGAAGAUAGUGCAUUACUUACAAAACAACCCAAUGUUUAUAAACUACCACCAGCAAUGCAGAGCAUUCCUUGUAAACCAUUAUUUUUUGACUUAGCUUUCAAUAUGGUUGAAUUUCCAGAUUUAAGUGACAAACUUGGCGAUCAAGUUAAGAAGGGAGGACAAGCUGGUCUUACAGGCUUUGUUAAGGUUAUCUGGGGAUGGGGAAACAAAUAAGAUCACAUUUGAAAUGAUUAUUGCUCGUGCAAUAUCUUUUGGUUACAUAUUAAUUUUCAACAUCUAUUAUUUACAUAUGAAUCAUGUCUUUAUAUUCUAUCAAUUAGUAAAUUAGAAAAGAAUAAAAAAAUGUAUGUACAAA
Molecule: messenger RNA, 1924 nt
Organism: Vespa velutina
Lineage: Eukaryota; Metazoa; Arthropoda; Insecta; Hymenoptera; Vespidae
Gene: Srp68
Product: signal recognition particle subunit SRP68
Exons: 3
Coding region: 55-1782 (575 amino acids)
Biological process (GO): SRP-dependent cotranslational protein targeting to membrane
Cellular component (GO): signal recognition particle, endoplasmic reticulum targeting
Molecular function (GO): endoplasmic reticulum signal sequence receptor activity; signal recognition particle binding; 7S RNA binding
Source: RefSeq, a predicted model, not a curated record